This is a messenger RNA of Diplodia corticola, 537 nucleotides long. RefSeq names its product family transcriptional regulator. The record is from RefSeq and is a predicted model, not a curated record. Lineage: Eukaryota; Fungi; Ascomycota; Dothideomycetes; Botryosphaeriales; Botryosphaeriaceae. The transcript has a single exon. Gene Ontology annotation, molecular function: N-acetyltransferase activity. Bases 1 to 537 code for a protein of 178 amino acids.
AUGCCAUCAACCCAAGGAGACGACGGCGUCAUCACCAUCCGCACCCACCGGCCCGAAGACGUCGCCCAUGUCAUGUCCCGCCACGGCGUGCUGUAUGCCGACGAAUUCGGCUGGGACCCCCAAGUCAUGGAGGGUCUAGUGGACAACACCUGCGCCGAUUUCCUCAACACUUACGACCCGUCACACGAGCGCUUCUGGAUCGCCGAGCGACACCAGGACGGCCAGGUGAAAUUCGCCGGCAGCGUCAUGGUACUCCACGACAAGGACGACCCGGCGCACAAAUCGGCAACGAUCCGCCUCUUGCUGGUGGAACCGAGCGAGCGGGGGAAGGGCCUGGGCACAAGGCUGGUGAGACAGGUCAUCGAGUUUGCACGAGAGGAGGCGCGUGGAUAUCGGCGCGUCAUGCUGUGGAUGCCCAGCGAGAUGGCGGCGGCGAGAAGGAUUUAUCAGCGCGAGGGCUUCGAGAAGGUGGCCGAAAUCGAGCACGAGGUCUUUGGGAAGAAGUCGACGGCAGAGUCUUGGGGGCUAAAUUUCUGA